Messenger RNA from Tetrahymena thermophila SB210, 2046 nucleotides. Its product is annotated as peptidase c14 caspase catalytic subunit p20, putative. Gene Ontology annotation, molecular function: protein binding. Lineage: Eukaryota; Ciliophora; Oligohymenophorea; Hymenostomatida; Tetrahymenidae. The record is from RefSeq and is a predicted model, not a curated record. The transcript has 9 exons.
AUGAAAAACAGAAGAAAUAAUAGAAAAAAUGAAAAUAAAGACAACGAUAAAAAAUAUGAUGACGCAGAAGAAAAAUUUAAUGAAGCUAAAAAGCUAUUGAGUAAAGAGAAUAAAACCACUGUAGAUUGUGAGAAGGCUAAUAUUUUGCUAUCAGAUGGAUUAAAAUUAUUAUAAGCUAUUCCUAGUCUAUCAGAGAAUAGAUAAGCCAAGUAUUUUCAUUUAAAAGGUCAAGCUUAUCUAGGGAUGAAACAGUAUUAAAAAGCUUUAUUCGAUUUUGAUACUGCUGUUAAGCAAGAGAUAGACAAUGCUACUUAUCAUGCAAGUAGAGGUAAUUGUUAACUUGAACUUGGCAAUAUAAAAGAAGCCCUUUAAGAAUUUGAUGAGACUAUAAAUUUAAAUCCUACAGAUGGACAUAACUAUUUAAAUAGGGCAAAAGUCUACUUUAAUCUUGAAUCAUAUAAGAAAGCUAUCGAAGAUUUCACAAUGGCCUAAAAAUAUAUUAAGGAUUCAAAUAGUCUGUUUAAAAUAUAUUACAGUCUUGGUGAAUGCUAUAGAAGAACUAAAUAAAUGGAAGAGGCUAUAUAAUAUUUAGAAAAGGCUACUUUAAUUAAAAAAGAAGACUCCAAUGCUUAAAAUACACUUGGUCUGUCUCUCUUUGAAUAUGGCAGAUAUGAAGAAGCACUUGAAAAAUUUUAAGAAGCUAGAAAUUUAGAUGAUACAAAGGCUGAAUAUUAUGCAAAUAAGGCUUUAACUCUAUAUCACUUAAAAGAUUAUAAGUAGUCAAUAGUUGAAUGUGAUUUAGCUAUCAAAAUAGAUGCUUAAACUUCUCGUAAUUUUUACAUUAGAGGUAAUUCUUACUUAGCUUUAGGAUAAUUUUUUGAAGCUCACAAAGACUUUGAUAAGGCUAUUCUUUUAAACCCAAAUAAUGAGAUGUAUUAUCACUCAAAAGGUCUUACUUACCAUGAGUAAAGUGAGUAUGUAAAAGCUAUUAAAAUGUUUAAAAAAGCAUUAAGUAUCAAAGAAGAUCAUAUACCUUCAAGAUAUCAUUUAGGAUUAAUGUAGCAUCUGAAUGGAGACUUAUAGGAAUCAAUAGAAAAUUUUAAAAUUGUUUUAGAUGCAAAAGGAGAUGAUAGAUUGGUUUAUGAAAGCAGAGGAAAAGUUUAUUAAGACUUGUAAUAGUUUUAACUUUCUAUUUCAGAUUUUAAUCAGGCAAUAAGAUUAGAGCCUUCCUACCCUGAAACAUAUUAUUUUAGAGGAUUAUCAUUAAUUGAAUUAAAAAAAGUAAAGUAAGCUUUAAGUGACUUUACACUUAGUCUAUAACUUGGAAUAAAAUCCCCUAGCAUAUUUAGUGGAAUGGCACAGGCAUAUCGAUAAUUAGAGAAUUAUGAUAAAGCUCUUUUUUACAUAAAUUAAGCACUUGAAAAAUCUUCUUUAAAUGUAGAUUUUCUUUUAUAAAGAAGCAACAUUUAUGUUGAUAUUAAGGAAUACUAAAAAGCUAUAGAUGACUUGACAUUAGCACUUGAGCAAAGAGAAUUCGAUCCAUUAGUACUUUAUAAGAGGGGUAUUGCAUUUUUCAACAACAAAGACUAUAAGUCAUGUAUCAAGGAUCUCUUUAAAUCUUAUGAAAAGAGACCAAUAACAAAAUAUGAAGCAGAUCUUCAUUAUCAUCUAGGAAUUUCUUUUUCAAAUUUAGAAAAAUUUUUGCAUUCUAUUGAACCACUAUGUGAAGCAAUAAAGCUCAUGCCUAAUUAUGCCCACUACAUUCAUGAAAGAGCUAAAAGUUAUUUGUUAGUUGGAGAGUAUUAAAAAUCUGUGGAGGACUUUAACAGAGUAAUUGAAAUGUAACCAUAAAAUCCACAUGCAUACUUUGGAAGAGGUUUUGCUCUCAAAGGUGUUAAAAAAUAUUAAGAAUCUGCUGAAGAUUUUGAAUAUGCUAGGAAGCUUGAUCCUUUAAAUCCGUCACUAGUAGUAAAUUAUAGAAAUAUGAAUACAAUUUAAUUUAUACCUCUCUGUAAACCUGGUGAGGAAGAAUAAUCAAUAUUAUGA